This is a messenger RNA of Sphaeramia orbicularis (orbiculate cardinalfish), 5499 nucleotides long. RefSeq names its product protein-methionine sulfoxide oxidase mical2b-like. Lineage: Eukaryota; Metazoa; Chordata; Actinopteri; Kurtiformes; Apogonidae. The record is from RefSeq and is a predicted model, not a curated record. Gene Ontology annotation, molecular function: FAD binding; protein binding.
GCCAGUCUCAGGUCACAGACACACGAGUGGAGCUGCAGCAGUACUGACACUACCCACCUGUCCAGGGGGGCGGACUUCUGUGAGGGACUCUGCCGACGAAGGGUGACUGAAACCCGGACUGAGCAGGAGGAGCGCACCGGGACCCGAACCUGGACCCGUCCGUCCCCUCUGAGUCCCGGGCUGGUUUUAAUGGACUGCCGGUAACCAACAUCGACCCAGAGUAGGUGAACGUGUGUUGGCGUAGACUGGACAGUGCUGACCAUCAGAACACAUGGGGGAGACGGAGGAUGAGCGUACGGCGCAGGCCAGCCAGCUCUUUGAGAACUUUGUCCAGGCGUCCACCUGUAAAGGGACCCUGCAGGCCUUCAGUACCCUCUGCAGACAGCUGGACCUGGACCCUCUGGACUACAGCAACUUCUACAGCUGUCUGAAGGCCGCCGUCUGCCACUGGAAGGUCAAGGCUCUGUGGACUAAACUGGACAAACGGGCCCAGCAGAAGGUCUACAACCAGAACAAAGCCUGCCAGGGUACCAGGUGUCUGAUCAUCGGCGGGGGUCCCUGUGGUCUGCGAACAGCCAUCGAACUGGCCCUGCUGGGCUGUAAGGUGGUGGUCAUAGAGAAGAGAGACACCUUCUCCAGGAACAAUGUGCUCCACCUGUGGCCCUUCACCAUCCACGACCUCAGGGGCCUCGGAGCCAAGAAGUUCUACGGCAAGUUCUGCGCCGGUUCCAUCGACCACAUCAGUAUCCGUCAGCUCCAGUUGAUGCUCCUGAAAGUGAGUUUGAUUUUGGGAAUAGAGAUUCACGUCAAUGUGGAGUUUGUCAAAGUCGUGGAGCCUCCAGAGGAGCAGACUGAUGACAGUCCUGGGUGGCGAGCAGAGGUCCGACCAUCCACCCAUAUCGUUUCUGACUCCGACUUUGACGUGGUGAUUGGAGCCGACGGACGAAAAAACACUUUAGAUGGUUUUGCCCGCAAGGAGUUCCGAGGAAAGUUGGCCAUCGCCAUUACCGCUAACUUUGUCAACAGAAACACAACAGCAGAGGCUAAAGUGGAAGAGAUCAGCGGCGUAGCCUUCAUCUUCAACCAGAAGUUUUUCCUUGAACUUAAAGAGGACACGGGAAUCGACUUGGAGAACAUAGUGUACUACAAAGACAACACCCACUACUUCGUCAUGACGGCCAAGAAACAAAGUCUGCUGGACAAAGGGGUCAUCUUAAAUGACUACAUAGAAACCGAGCGUCUGCUGAGCGCCGACAACGUCAACCAGGAGGCCUUGCUGUCCUAUGCCCGAGAGGCUGCAGACUUUGGAACCAACUACCAGCUGCCGUCUCUGGACUACGCCAUCAACCACUACGGACAGCCGGAUGUGGCCAUGUUCGACUUCACCAGCAUGUACGCAUCGGAGAACGCCGCCCUGAUCAGGGAGAAACACGGACAUCAGCUGCUGGUGGCGCUGGUUGGAGAUAGUCUGUUAGAGCCCUUCUGGCCCAUGGGGACAGGCUGCGCUCGAGGGUUUCUGGCGGCCUUCGACACUGCAUGGAUGGUGAGGGGGUGGGCACAGGGGAGGACGCCGCUGGAGAUACUGGCUGAAAGGGAGAGUAUCUACCGACUGCUGCCUCAGACCACCACGGAGAACAUCAGCAAAAACUUCGAGCAGUACAGCAUCGACCCGUCCACUCGAUACCCCAACCUCAACUCCAGCUGCGUCCGUCCACACCAGGUGCGUCAUCUGUUCAUCGAUGGCAAUGAAGACUCCCAUCACGUGGGUAGAGGAGGGCCAACACGACGAUCUGUCAACCUGUCCAGACGAGAAUCCGAGGUGCGCCCCGGUCGCCUCCUGACCUGGUGUCAGAAACAGACCCAGGGCUACAGAGGGGUGGACGUCACCAACCUCACCUCCUCCUGGAGAAACGGCCUGGCCCUCUGCGCACUCAUCCACCGCCAGAGGCCUGAGCUCAUUGACUUCGACUCGCUCAAUGAGGAGGACGUGGCGGGGAACAAUCAGCUGGCGUUCGACGUGGCUGAGCGGGAGUUCGGCAUCCAACCGGUGACGACGGGGAAGGAGAUGGCGUCGGAGGCGGAGCCAGACAAACUGCUGAUGGUCCUUUACCUGUCCAAGUUCUACGAGGCCUUCAGGAACUCACCGCUGAACAACAACGUUUCCAGAGAACCAGAUGAGAACAGUGAAGAAUAUCCAUGGAAAACCAACCACAGCGUUCAACAGCCCAGGAAGAGAAUCCCCAGGGACGACAAGAAACCGGAAGAAGACUCUGUCAACAAGAGAAGAAAAAAGGGCACCCACUACCUGUCAGAGUUGUCCUGCCACAGUGCGCCCCCCACUGGUGAGGAUGGAGAACUGCGGGAGAACAAGGUCCGCUCCAUGGCCACUCAGCUGCUCGCCAAGUUUGAGGAGAACUCGUCAACUGGAAAGAUUCGCACCAAGUCUGAUGAGGACCCAUAUGAUCCAUCCUUUUCUUCUCCUGUUUCCACUCCUCUUCCUCUGUCAGAGGAGGAGGAGGAUGAUGAUGAUGAUGAGGAAGAGGAGGAGGUGAACCCUCGCUUUGCAAAGCCUAAACAUGUCCCUCCUCCUGCUCCUGUUCCUCCUCCUCGGCCUAAGUGGCAGCCAUCCAUCUACCUCCGUUUACUGGAGAACCCCACUUCUGCUGCUCAGACUCCCAGUUUCCUCUGUCGCAGUCGAUCUCCUUCCCCCUCCCGCUCUACGAGCCCCUUAAGCCCACUCCGCACACCAAGUCCUAAUGUCACUGAACAACAUUACCCACAAUUCCCCUCUCCUCACAUUACACCUGGCCGUUUCUCUGCUUGUGCACCAGAGGCUUCAGGUUUAGAUCGUUCUUCUGAGGAGCCAGUGCAGCAGUGCGUGGGUCGUAAAGGCGUCGGUUCUGGCCUCGGUGGCAGCGACAUCUGUCAUUUCUGCUCCAAACGGGUGUAUGUGAUGGAGAGACUCAGCGCUGAAGGCUACUUCUUCCACCGCGAUUGUUUCCGCUGUGACGUCUGUAACUGCACCCUACGACUGGGAGGACACACCUUCCACUCACAGGAGGGAAAGUUCUACUGUAAGGUUCAUUACGCCCAGCGCCAGUCCAGCACUAGUUUCGGCCGGUUCAGAAGAAGAAUGGACGACCAAAGCCGCCUCCCAUCGUCGUCUCUGGACAGCGGGCCUUACUCGACGGCGGGCAGCGACCACAUCCGGCCCCCAGGAGGGGCUUCCCUGCGGUCGGAGCAGUUUGAUAAAUGUCCUAAAAGAACCCCUGGAGGUGCAGAGACGGCUGUGGAGGUUCUGGACGCUACCACCACACAAGACGCCACAGGGGACAAGAACCAGAACCAGGACCAGGAUGGGACUAAAGAUCAAUCAAACACCAAACAGAAUAAUCGAUGGAAAAGAAAAAUCAGAGCGACCUUCCCUCUGAUCUUCAUCAAACACUUUCACAAGAACUGGUCGGGCCCAGAGACUGUUCAUGAAGCCGAUUCUGACUUUGAGGAUCUCUGUACAACAGAAAAACCCACGAACUCGAACACCAUUUCCAAGACCUUGCCAGAUGCCCAGAAUCCUUCAGAGCGAAGGGAGAAGACUGAAGAGCACUCAGCCACAACAAAAGCAGUCGACGGCUCAUGUACGCCAAAAAAACGGCUGAUGUUAUCGCUGUCUGAUAAAGAGAAGCUUCUGAACUGGGAUGUGGCGGUUACAGCCGAGGAGACGGAGGGGGUGAAGACAGAAGAGCAGCAGGAAAACAAGGUUCAAGCAGAGACAGAAGCAGAUAAGCCUCAGACAGACUCGGGCCAGGACGGAGAACCAGCUCCGAGCCAAACCCCUUCUUCACCCUCCUCAGCCUUCCAGUUGAUAGCCAACGCCUUCCGGAGGACGUUUAGCGUGACCAAUCCCUCCAGCAGCUCCAACGCCGCAGUCAUAAUGAGGCCUAAACCUGCCGGCCCCCACAAACAGAGGCCCAUGUCUGAAGGAGCUUUUUCCUUCAGCUCCCUCUUCAGUUCUGCAGCUCCUGAAUCCUCCAGAGAUGACAAAAAGGCCGCUAAGUGUGAUGCACAUUCUCGGUGGGCGUCAAUGGGGGCGGAUCCAUGGGGGGGUGGGCGGGACUUGCCCUCACUGCUGCAGCAGGUGUCUCUGAAGGGCCGCAGAGACUCUGGGGGGGUCUUCAACGAUGACAUGGCCUCAGUGCCCCGGAGGAGGCUCGACUUGUUUUCUUCUCUGAGGUUGAGGAAGAGGCAGGCGUCGGAGGAUGAAGGGAAGGACCAUGAGGUGCAGAAGGAGAUCAGGACCAUCCUCACCAACCUCAGAAACAAAGCCUCCAGUCAACAGAAUCUAGAGGAACAUUCUUCCAGUGACGAUGAAAAUGAAAACCUCACCUCUAAUCAACAGAUAAGUUCAGAGAAACAGAAAAGGAAGCAGGAGAAGACGGUGGCCCAGCAGACCAAAAGAGAACAGCUGAAGAGGCUCCACAGAGCUCAGGCUAUCCAGAGACAACUGGAGGAGGUUGGUGAGAAACAAAGAGAUCUAGAGGAGAGAGGCGUUACCAUAGAGAAGAUCAUCCGUGGAGAAACAGAAAAGGGUGAAUCGGACGACGGAGACGAAGCCCAGCUCUAUCAGACCUGGUUUAAACUCGUUCUGGAGAAGAACAGGCUGGCCCGCUACGAGUCUGAACUCAUGAUCUUUGCUCAGGAGCUUGAACUAGAAGACACCCAGAGUCGACUGCAGCAAGACUUACGACGCAGAAUGACCGUAGAGGAUACGAAGAAAAGCGCCUCGGAGCUGCAGGAGGAGCAGGUGAUCCUGUCGGAGAUCAUGAGGACGGUGGAGAAACGGGACAUGCUGGUGUCUGCGCUGGAGGAGCAGAGGCUGAAAGAGAGGGCCGAGGACCGGGACCUGGAGAGCCUGGUCCUCUCCAAAGGCUACGAGUUCCACUGGGCCCAGGCCGAGGACGGCUGGGACCAGGACAAACAGGACAGCUGAGGGCCGCUGGGACACAUAUCCACAACAAUUACUUAAAAAAAAAAACAGGGUGGCGUUGUAAAAGCUGUCAGCCGGCCUUUGCUUGUGUAACAUUAGAAGGCUAGACAAAGGUAAGUGGAGGUUUGUUGGCUGUAAAUAAGACGGUGAGGCUUCAUCUGAGUCUGAGUUUGUGCUGGUAUGUGGAGUUCAGACCCUGACGAAGCAGGGAAAUGGAGUUGACACGGCCUCGUAACAGCUAAUGACUCACUUUACAGCCAUGAGGACUAAUAACAUUUCAGCCAUUAAGGUUAUUUGACCUCCGUGCUCUGGAGUAGAAUCUAUAACGUCUCAGGCUGACAUUGACCUGGAACUGGAUGUGCAAUGAGACGCUUCUACUAAUGUCACUGACUGCCUCGUACGUUUUUACACAACAUACUGCAGGAAGCAAACUGACAGGCUUUAGCGCGCCAUUAUUCCUGAGUGUAACGCAGUGUAGCUUCACUGGAUUCACACAUGAAACGGCUACAAAUGUA